UCUACUUCUUAAAUCUUCAUCAUUUUGUUUUAUUUUCCCCCUUUUUCCCCAUCGCAGACGCUUCACCCUCUAUCGCCCCUGGAUCCGCCUCUGCAGAGGAGAAAGAAAAAAGAUAAGCGCAUUAUCUCGUUGGUUUUCCUUGAAUGAAAUCUUCUUUGAAUUUUGGACAAUCCGCAUUAGUCAAUGAUCAAAAGUGCUGUAUAUUCAUACAAGGAAAUGUUCGUAUUGAUUCACUACACAGAAACAAUUCGUCAUAAAUUGACAUGUUUCUGAAGCACAUGCAUAUAUAUCGUCGGUUUCUGAGCAGAGAAUGCAUCCGUGGGCGAAAUUAUUACCGAGUAACAUUAAUUAGAAGCCUACUUGUUCGGAAAUUAUAACCAUGAAGUCAUCAUAUUGCGUGUCAAUGAUGUUUCUGUUAUCAAGUUAUUUUGCCUGGUCAGAUUGCUAUAUCCUUUCAUCAUUUCACUUGGUCAACGGUGGUUCGCCAAACGAAGGUCGUGUGGAGGUGACGGUAAUAGACGAAGAUGGUGACGAAGAGUUAAGAGGUGUUGUAGUAUCUAAUGACAGGUGGACAAUCGAUGAAGCUAACUGGGUUUGUGAAGAGCUUGGAUAUCGCCAUGCAGUAUUUCUACCUGAUGAUAGCAGAUAUGAGAGAGGCCUACAAUCAAAUAUAUUCAGCAUUGACAACAGAACGUUAGUAGUUCCUGAUUGUGAUUCAGAUGGCUUGGGCAACUGUAGCGAAAUUGAAGCAGCUGGCGUUGUGUGCCAAAAACCUGGAUAUUUAGGUUGCUUCCUGAUUCGCUCUUCUGCAUUGCCAAACAUCAAUAUAUCAGAGACAAGUCAAGUAUUAACCAAUGAACAAUGUCUUGAUAUAUGUAUGGAUCUAUCAGCCCCAUUCGCUGCUCAAAGGGGUGAUACCUGCUACUGCUUGAACAACUUCUCGAUUUCAUCCAAAGAGCGUGUCUGUAACACAAGAUGCAUCGGGAAUCCAGAACAGUUUUGCGGAAGACAACAGAGGGAUUCAUAUAUUGUAUUCAAUGUAUCUGUAGGAUUCUGCCCCGAGAUCUCUGGCGCCAAUCUAAACGUGUAUGGAAGGUACCGAUUUGGUGACAUAGUGAGGGCGAAUUGUAGUGGUGGCAAACAGCUGAUGGGCGAUGAUGCCUUGCAAUGUGUUGGAGGACCUGAUAUAUUUCAAUGGAAUGGUACCAUUCCGACAUGUGUAGAUAUGAUUACGAUUCAACCAAGAAUGACAAGUGACCCUUCAACAGAUCAGACAAGAAGGACAUUGACACCUCACCUUCAUACAGAUACCACGAGCUUGAAUACUGUUACGUUUACCAUGGUCAUUGACUCUGGCUCAUCAUCUAUGAUUGUUCUGGUAGUAGCACCCGCGGUGACCGUUGUAAGCAUUGUGGUCCUGCUGGCAGCCUGUUUAACAAUAUACUUCAUCAACAAGAGAAGAAAGCAAUCUGCAAUAAAGAAAGAUGACACAAUAAGCUAUAAAGCCAAAUCAGAUGUCUUGGUUCAUAAUACGAAGAGCGCUCCAAUCAACGAAGAUCCAAGUUACUACGAAGUUGUAGAGAAUGCUGCUCCUAAAAGCAGUGAUCUCAAUGAUGGUGUUACGGUUUUGUACGAAUCGGCCGAUGAUGUCCGAACGGAGCCACAUCAAUACGAGCUCGAAUCGCCGAUUGAUACCCCUCAUCACGGACUCAUAGACAAUGUCCUUUAUAAGCCAUCAUGGAGAGAAGGAGACUCAAGUAUGAACAACUAUGAGGUCUUCGAAAUGGAAUCACAUUCCAAAGAUGGAACAUCACACGAUCAACAUGCAUCCCCUAAAUCCCAACAGAUGAAGAUUGAUCUAACAUCGAAUAAACACGAGAAUUACUUCUCAACCGAUAACAAGCUUUGCGAUGAACCAGAACGUUCAAAUAGAACUGAUAAUAGUCUUUAUAACCGUACAGAUAAAUUGAACUUACAAACAGAUUCUAUAUCUCCAAACUAUUAUGAAAUAAAAUCAGAUCCCAUCGGUAGACAUUACUCAGAAGUAAGCAGUCCUCUUGCGGACACUUGCCCGACAUAUCACGAUAUCCAGCCUCAACCUGCCAGUUCAUCCCUGAUCGAAACUCCUGGUGACCCCAGUCAUGAUGUCAGUAAGGAAGAUACAAUUUCUUCAAUACCCGAGUAUGCAACAGUCAACAAAACUGCUAGAUCGGAAAAACCAUCUGACAAAAGUUCAGAAGCUAAUGAGCAAAAUUGUACAUGGUCACGCAACGAUUCAGAAAUAGUGGGAUAGAUUUAGUUAUUCUCUUUCGGGAUAAGUAAGAACUACCACGUUCUUGCCAACGGAUAUUUGGUCAGUUUUAACAUUUCUUUGGAGGUCAUAUUGGUAUAGUUGCUAGCCUGGACCUAGCAUAUAUCAUAUUUGCCGGAACAAUGCACCUUAACAUGAAUCCAUUGAAAAUUCCACAUCAUCUCCUUCAUCGGAAUCAAGUUUGAAAGUUUUAUCCCGAAUCCAAAUUUCAUUAUUUCUAAAACAAAGCUAAGAACUGGUAUAUAGACUUAAUGCAGUUUGACAUCAUUUGACACCAUCAGUUCGUAAUUUCUGAAUAUUUUGUGUAAUCACCUAUAAUAUAAUUUUGUGUAAUCUCCUAUUUCGUUCUAUUAUUCCAGAUGUGUAAAAAUGUUAAUUAUAAUGUUAAACUGUAUCAUUUAUUGUCAAAAAUCUACUUAUUUUAUCCACACAUCCUAUGAAAACGUGUCUUUAUUACGAAUCCAUGACAAUAUAAACAAAAACAUAUUGUCAUAAUAAAUAUGAUUAUGAUUAUGGGUCAUGUGUUAUGAUAAUGGCUUUGUCAACGAGAUCUUCAAUCUUUAGAGCGAGUUGAAUACAACAUUAACGCAAAUGGUAUAUACGUGGACAAAAUGAAAAGUAUACUUUGUAAUUUGUAAAGGCGGUAAAAACAAUUCACACCCAUACAAAUCUAACAUGGUAGACCGGGGAUGGUCACAGAGAUGCUACAGUUAAGAAGACAGAAACAGCCGUAGGGGAAAUGUGACUGCGCCAUUAGUUUGACAUGGAUUCCAAGAAAAACAAGAAAAUAAAAAGAAAAACGUGGACUGAAGAAAAAAAGAGGAGGAAGGAAGAGAAAGAAGACAAUUUGUCGAUUUCGUAUGACAUGAAUUUUAUAUUGUAAACUUUCAACGUGGUACUGCCAUCUACAGUUGUUUCCAAGAUAACUGUUCGGAUUGGGCCAAUGAUAUUCAGAUCAGUGGGUUGGUCAUAUAGAAUAUGGAAUCUUACAUGGAAGACAAUGUCUUUGUUAUCGUUCGAUUAAUUUUCUAUAGAAACGUAAGAAAUAAAAUAGUUUUGGACGGCAUGAAUGUUGUAAAAAAUGAAACUGGUAGAGAAAGUUACCGAAAUAUUUUAUAUAUAUCUGCCUGUGAGCUGAUUGUUAUUAUCUUUGGUGAAAACUAAAUAUAGUAUUUUCCAGGAAAAGAGAAACCAGGAUUCCCAUGGUUUUUAUUUCUUUAAAGAAAAAUAACUUAUGAUAUUUCAUUUACAUCAUCAUACAGUUAAAUUAUUCCUCUAUAUUUUGAUACCUAAGAAACACUUCACGCAUUAAUGAACAAGACGAGUUUGAAAUUUUAAUGUCAAAACCAGGUUGCGCAGAAAAGUUGAACAAGAUAGGAUCGUGAUGCGAUGACUGUGCCUAUUCGACGAUUGGCUCAUUAGCAUUUCUUUUUGUAUUCCUUGUUAAGUUUCUCUCACUGAUCCCUGAAAUGAGAGUGGAUUCAGAUUCACACGUGAGUUUCUGCGCAAAUCAUUUCUGACAUGCCUCAAUGUUUAUAGUUUUUAAUCUGCCAUGCGCGAACGAUUUGCCAAGGUGUUGGUCAUAUCAAAGAUGAGAUUCCACUCUUACCAUAAAAAUAUCAAAUUUGUAGUAAAAACAUUCUAAAAUAUGUCUCUGAAAACGGGUUUCCUUUUUUGUGGGACGCACUGUACGCACAAUAAAACAUUUUCAACGAUCGGUACGGUUUGCUCGUAUGGUAUCAAGAUGUCGCAUGUUUUAUGAUUAAAUUAGUUGAUCAAAAUAAUUCCUCCGUCACUUCAUCAUACAAAAUACAGAAAGGUUUGAUGAAAUUACCUUUGCAUGUAUUCAACCCAUGUGUGAUGAAAGAUCGAUUGGAUUGAGAGGGAGGUGGUACUUUCUCCUGCUCCAACGUUUACCCCAAGCAGGACGCGAGUCCAUGCACCUAAGAUGGGCACACUUUAUACUUGAUUCAAAAUAUCCCCUCCCCCUCCCCCUGCAUGACAUGAGUGUAAUUGGAUGGGGGUCAUUGGGUACUGAUGGAGAGGGGGCUUAGAUUGU
Messenger RNA from Lytechinus variegatus (green sea urchin), 4370 nucleotides. RefSeq lists its product as uncharacterized. The transcript has 9 exons. NCBI's taxonomy places the organism in Eukaryota, Metazoa, Echinodermata, Echinoidea, Temnopleuroida, Toxopneustidae. The record is from RefSeq and is a predicted model, not a curated record. Gene Ontology annotation, cellular component: plasma membrane. The coding region runs from base 380 to 2293 and encodes 637 amino acids.